AUGGCCGCCUUUAAACUACUCGACCUUCCACUCGCGAUUGUCGUUGAGGUAUGCGCAUGUCUCGUGUCGAACUGCGACGAGUCUCAACACCAGAUCUUUGAUGAUCUCAACGUGGCUGACGCAUCUCUCGCCGGCAUGGUCAGUCUAUCUCGAUCUUGCAAGGUGCUGCAUGCCGUGGCGUCUCCGUUGCUCGUCCAGAUAGGCUCGAUGACACGUUGGAUGUCUUGCCGCGACUAUUUUCCCCUUCUCCCCUACACAAUUCGCAUUCUUGAGGAUCCCAUCCUCGCGCGGCGUGAGACUACUUUCAGAGCAUCUCGGAUGCCACGUUUUCCCCUGCCCCAGCCAGAACAACUUGUCAAGAAGCUGGGAUACGAAGACGUUGCCGCGUAUUUAAGCUGGGCUCCCGAUGAGCAAAGCGGUUAUUGCACAUUCCAGAAAGUCCCCGCUACGUUAUUAUUGAUACAGCUUGUUCUCCCCACCCUACCCAAGUUGGCCUCGGUCUCGUUGUUCGGUCUAGACAGGUUCCACGUUCUAGAGCCAAGAUCAUCACUAAGCCUCAAGUCAAUUGUGUACGGCCCCAGUGGCGGGUACGGUGGCGGUCUAUUUCCUCUGGAUCCUUUCGAUGUUUACCCCGAAAAUCCCGUGGGGCAAACAAACUACUCCGAUAUUGGCGGCCUCAAGGAGGUUUACCAUGCUGCACCACAUCUGGAACAUCUGACAGUCAUCUGUGGUGUAGUUUGCAUGGAAGAGAUGAAACUGGCCAACCUCCGCUCACUGGUUCUUCACUCGAACAUCUUGACCCGGCCUUGUUUGAAGAACCUAUUUCCCGACGGCCUGCGGUAUUUGGAACACUUCGCGUACAGUUCAGAACCUCAUGGGAUCUUACGUGAGCCUUCAUCACCCGGGACUUACAGGGGAGCCACGCCGGGCGAAAUUGUUAGGGCUCUCGCUCCUUCCAUGUCAUCGCUUCGAACACUCGAGCUCUGCAUCACAGAGCCGAUUUGGUACUUCGAGGCCGAAGAGAAGAAUUUCUCCAUAGCCUGA
Messenger RNA from Anthostomella pinea, 1044 nucleotides. Lineage: Eukaryota; Fungi; Ascomycota; Sordariomycetes; Xylariales; Xylariaceae. The record is from the annotation of a GenBank genome assembly.